GGAGAUAUAAAAUAAUUCUAAAAGGGUCAUCGCUUUACUUUUCUUGUUGAAACUUUGUCCAUUCUAAAAUGAAGGCUCUAGUGAUCCUGUGCGCUUUGCUAGUGGUGAAUUUUUCUCAAGCACAACGCCGAUGCAUCGAGUCUCCUCCCAAGUGGUUCGGCUAUUUCAGAGAGGUGAACUAUGAUGCCUCUCCAGAUGAGACUGCAUUCCGAUAUGCAAACAUCAGCUAUGACAGGGAUUUGAUGAAAAUUGAAUUGCAUGAGUUUGAAAGGAGGGAAGGAGACAGGAGGUUUGACAGAAGAACAUACCUUGCUCUCUUCCAAGAAAAAAUUGCUUAUAUUGUAGAGUCUGGUCAAUGCCGAAAGGAGUCGAUGAACGAAACAAGGUUUCCUGAUUUCGGAGUCCCCGAGGAUGCAACAUUCUAUGGUUUUGAUUACCUUGGAUCUUCCAUUCCUAAUUAUGGAGUUGGUGUGGAUCAGUUCCACUUUCGCCGAUCCGAAGAUGAAAGGAGUGGAGACUACCAUGGGAGUUAUGCUCCAGUAGGUACUGAGGCACAGUCCUGUGUUCCUAUUCUCAGCUCUUUUGUUAAUGAGGAAACUCCAGGCCCACCACCAUCCCGUUCUACUAGGAACAUACACACAACAUACUUCAAUCUUACAACAACAUUGCCAGUGGGUGCUUUUAGAAUUCCUCCUUCAUGUGAACAAUAAAGACUAAUACAAUAAACCAAGCUGAAUUAUAGUUACCAUGCUAAAAUAUGGACAUUGCCUGUAUUAUAGGCUAGCUACGACUGGCAUUUUAAUUCCACCCUCUUUUUAAAAACUUUUGCUAAUUUUUAAUGUCACCAAGCAUGUGAUUCUGCUUUUACAAAAUUACUGCUUUAAUGUGAAAA
Messenger RNA from Amphimedon queenslandica, 892 nucleotides. RefSeq names its product halilectin 3, alpha chain-like. The record is from RefSeq and is a predicted model, not a curated record. The transcript has 4 exons. NCBI's taxonomy places the organism in Eukaryota, Metazoa, Porifera, Demospongiae, Haplosclerida, Niphatidae. Gene Ontology annotation, cellular component: extracellular region; lysosome. The coding region runs from base 69 to 710 and encodes 213 amino acids. Gene Ontology annotation, molecular function: calcium ion binding. Gene Ontology annotation, biological process: cell-matrix adhesion.